CAUUAUUCGCGAAUUAUUUAUUUAUUUAUUUAAAAAAACGCGCUAGAAUGACAUUCGUCGUUGCUGUUGUUGCUCUUGAAUGAGAAAAUAUUUUAUAAAUGCAACAAUGCAAAAAAUUAUUAUCGAAAUAAAUCGCGUGAAAAAUUAAAAGAAAAUAAAUAAAAAAAAAUCAGUGAGGAAAAUUAAAACUUGAAAAAAUCGACAAAAAAUAAUAAAAACAACAAAAAAAAUCAAAAUCCGGAAAAUCCGUAGACAAACAAACAGAAAUUGGAUAUACCCUGAAAAAAUUCAUCGCAUUUCGAAAUUAAGAUUAUCAUCACAUCAUAAAAAUGUACAAAAAAGUCAGCUUCUUACUCGUCAUUGCGUUGGCAGUCAUGACACUCGUGUCAGGCUACGACAGCAACAAAGAAAACAAUUUAUUUGACGAAGGACCAGUUGCUGCUUCUUUAGAUGAAAUUGAUCCAGAUGCCCCCCAACUAAACGCCUACAAAGAAUCCUACAUCACGCGUCAGGCUGCCAAGAAAAUCCUAGACAAAAUCAACAACUACCGCGAAUCGCACACACCUGCAGAAUACCAGAAAUUCUUCGAUGGCAUUGCAUUCAAUCAAAAAUCCGGCGUCAACACGUUUUACAACAAAAAAUAUUUCGACUAUUUGCCGACGGACGAAUUGAAAGCAUCCACGUCGGAUGACACGGAAACAUCAUCAUCCACAUCGGACGAAGUUUCAUCAUCAUCGCCCGCAGGUCCUGCUGCUGCUGCAGUAAAUGUCAAUAAACAACAGCAACCAGUUCAGCAAAAGCAGCGAGAGAAUCAUCGGCGAUUCAAGCGAGAUUUAAAUCGCGUGUUUCCUCCCUACUACAUCCCACAACCCCAAAGAUGGUAUCUUCCUGUCCCACCACCAAUGCCAGAAAAUCCCGUUAAUGUCGGUCCACGAGGGCCUUUCAGUGAUUUGUCUGAUGGAUUAAUUUUCGAUUUCCAAUAUGACCCGAUCCGAUCAGGAGUUUUUAGUGGUUGGAAUACAGUAAACGACGCUCCCGUAUCUCAAUGGACAACACCUCGUCCUCAACCUCCCUUCCCCUCAAUCGAUCAAGCAAUUUUCUUCCCUACACAACGUCCUCCGCAAGCCACACGACGACCUUCAGCCCCCCUUACAACCACCCCCCGCCCAUUCCAAGAUGCUUUCACAUCUCUACCGCCAAAUACGGGCAAAAAGGGAACAACCACAGAAGCUCCUUCCCUUUUCCAUUCCAGCGACUACGACGAUGACUUGGAUUUAACAAAUCGCUUUGGAGUUGAACCAAAUGAACCACACAAGUGCACGUGGGCCAUUAUAAAUUGCUGUGGUGGCCAGAAAUCCAAUAAACGUGAACGAUGCUUUAGCAUUUUCGGAUGCGGAAAAUUGAUUAAACGACAACCAGAUACCUGCUCGCCCGACAAAAUUCGCCAAGCCGAAUACGAAAAGGAUAAAUUCUUGAAUUCGAACCGCAAAAAAUGAGAACAAUUUUUGUAAUUUUCACUUUUUUAUGGAAUAUAUAUUUUUU
Messenger RNA from Culicoides brevitarsis, 1542 nucleotides. RefSeq lists its product as uncharacterized. The record is from RefSeq and is a predicted model, not a curated record. The transcript is spliced from 7 exons. NCBI's taxonomy places the organism in Eukaryota, Metazoa, Arthropoda, Insecta, Diptera, Ceratopogonidae. The coding region runs from base 330 to 1496 and encodes 388 amino acids.